Fomitopsis serialis is the source of this 195-nucleotide messenger RNA. RefSeq lists its product as uncharacterized. The record is from RefSeq and is a predicted model, not a curated record. NCBI's taxonomy places the organism in Eukaryota, Fungi, Basidiomycota, Agaricomycetes, Polyporales, Fomitopsidaceae. The transcript is spliced from 2 exons. Bases 1 to 195 code for a protein of 64 amino acids.
AUGCCGCCCAUGUGCUCGAUGAAGUGCAACUUCAUCAAAGUGGACUGGAUCUGGCCGGUAGGACUUGCCAAGCCUCGCGAAUACCUGGAGGCAGAGUGGAGGGUGGUGCGACGGGCAGGCGAGGGCAAGGAGGUGCGCUGGGAGAAGCUCAUUAAACUGGGCUCGGACGCGGAGAACCCCAUCGUUGUAGUCUGA